Molecule: messenger RNA, 1233 nt
Organism: Aspergillus versicolor CBS 583.65
Lineage: Eukaryota; Fungi; Ascomycota; Eurotiomycetes; Eurotiales; Aspergillaceae
Product: wax synthase family protein
Exons: 1
Coding region: 1-1233 (410 amino acids)
Biological process (GO): lipid metabolic process
Source: RefSeq, a predicted model, not a curated record
AUGGCGCUCUUCCCAUUUCCGCCAUGGAUAGUGCCAUUAGUAAAUUGGAAUCUUAUUCAAUCCAUCACCGGCCUAACAGUGGCCUUCACUGAUCCUCAGUCGCCCCUCCGACCACUCACAGCAGCAACCACAGCGCUGCUCGCAUAUCUCCUCCAAUCCAACAUCCAAACCCACUUCGCAGGAACCCGUCCGUCCGGUCCAACAGUCGCAAUGUGCUGGGUUAAUGCAUUGAACGCAUUCGACCUGCUUGUUCUCACCCGCGCCUCCUACGAAGCCCAGCUUGCCUUUACUACAUCAAAGACAUCCAAGAAGGAUACCCCAACACCUAAGACAAAGACUUCAUUCUGGGAUAGAAUUCUCUUCACCAUCGCCUUGCCUUACAACUACCGCCGCAUCAACACCCCCUGGCAAAUUUCCCGCCUGCCGCGCUUCUCCUCAACAAACCCCUCCUACAUCCCGACAAAAGCCACCUUCCUCCUCCACUCAACAGCAAAGCUCCUCAUCGCCGGCACAAUAAUACACCUCCUAACCCUCGAUCCAACCGACCCCCACCUCUCAUCUGCACUCUCCCGCCUCGACGAAUCCAAGUCCGUCCUCGUCCCUUUCAACUCCGAUCUACAUACCAUCCUCCUCCAAGCCCGUUUUACCCUCUCCUUCGGCCUCGUCACCCGAGCCGCAAUAGUAGGCGGGUACACAGCCGGUUCAAUCCUCGCCGUCCUUCUCGGCUCCAGCCCAGCCUCGUGGCCGCCAAUCGCGGGGUCAUUGAGCGGUGCUUGGUCACUAAGCAGACUUUGGGGCAGUGCAUGGCAUCAAACCCUCCGACGCCCACUAACAGCGAACGCGACAUUCCUUUCCUCGACGCUAGGGUUAAAACCGACGAGUCGACUAGCGCAUUGGAACCGCGUCGUUAUCGCCUUUAUCGGGUCGGGUGUUGUGCAUUCCCUUAUGGAUAUUGGGUUUGGGGUCCCCCUGGAUAAAACCGGAGGGUUGGUGUUUUUUGCCUUGCAGAUUCUGGGGUUUAUCCUUGAGGGUGUCUUUCAGUGGCUGGUGGAUGUGUUGGGUGUUUCCGUGGGGCAGAAGAUCGAGAAGUGCAUUGGGUUUAUCUGGGUCUGUGCUUUCUUGCUUUGGAGUACGCCUGUCUGGAUUAAUCCGAUUCUGGUCAGUUUGGCACGCGAUGGGACGAAUGUGAUGUCGCCCUGGCUUGGGUUGCCACCUGCUCAGAUUGGGUUUUAG